Ilyonectria robusta is the source of this 2493-nucleotide messenger RNA. RefSeq lists its product as uncharacterized. Gene Ontology annotation, molecular function: phosphatidate phosphatase activity. Gene Ontology annotation, cellular component: actin cortical patch. The record is from RefSeq and is a predicted model, not a curated record. NCBI's taxonomy places the organism in Eukaryota, Fungi, Ascomycota, Sordariomycetes, Hypocreales, Nectriaceae. The coding region runs from base 1 to 2493 and encodes 830 amino acids. The transcript has a single exon.
AUGACAAGUUAUGGCUCGGACCGGCCGUCGAGCCCGGGUGGCCAGGAGAGGGGUUACCGAAGAAAGAGGCUCGCAGCUAUGGCUGGCAACUUGUACCGAACCGGACAACAAGCUGUGACGGAGAUCAAGGAAUCCUAUGCGCAGACACGGGUGCGAGGCAUGGAUGGCGCAUCUGAGAACCACGGCCGAAUACACAUCCCCGGUGCGUUUCCAGACGUGGCCAUCACAGUUCAGGGCAACGAUCAAAUGGUCUUGUUCCCCUCGUACGCGAAACGACACAGCAAGCAAGAUUGGGACCAGGGAGGAAUGCCCCAGUCACAAGCUGGCUCUGGAAGCAUCCGAGACGAGGACUACUGGCGCCAGGAAUGGGAGAGAAACGAAGACGAGAGGGCAAUCGUCGAUGUCGAUGUCCGAGGCUGGGUAUACUCUCCUCAAAUGGGACCGAUGACGAGACGGAACCGAAUGCUGAUCGGCCUCGCUCGGCAACUAAGUGGGAUACCGGCCCCAAGAGCCGACCAAGGUUACAACUCCAAUAUUGGGGCGCCUCAACCAAAUAACCAGACGGAUGACCUACGUGAACAAGAGAAGAUUGCCCAUGAGGCGGCGCGGAUCGAACGUAUAGGCCAGGCGGAGAAACGGGUCGCCAACCGAGGAGGAUACAGCGAGAGACCACAGGAAGCUGGCGAUGAGGUGCAGAGCAUUUAUCCUACGAGAUCUCGCAGCGGACAGCAGUCUCCAGACUCAGCACCGACCAGCCCGACCAUGCCAGCCAGGACAUUUUCAUCGAGCACCAACGAGCUCAGUGAAGCUGAGCUGUCGGUCGCCAACGCGAAUCUCAUGGCUCGGAUAGCACCAUUCAUGACGAACCCCUCGGUUGCUCUCCCGAUUACUCUCUUCUUCUACAACGACACCAAAUCACAGUCAAAGACGGUCAUGACUAACGAUGCCGGUCAUUUUGUGGUUCGGGCGGCACUCGAAUUCAUCCCAACUCACGUUAGGGUCUUGGCCAACGAGGACCUGUCCGCGACCCAGGAGAUUAAGAUCACCGAGCCUAACGGAGUCAGUCUCAUCAGCGACAUAGACGACACGGUCAAGAGGUCCAACAUUCUCGGCGGUGCGAAAGAAAUCUUCCGCAACACUUUUAUCCGAGACCUGUCUGAACUCAAGAUUGACGGAGUCAAAGAAUGGUUCAAUAGAAUGCAUGACCUCGGCGUUAGCAUGCAUUACUGCUCGAACAGCCCCUGGCAGCUUUUCCCUGUUCUGGCGAGCUUCUUCAAGCUCACUGGUCUCCCCCCCGGGUCACUCCACUUGAAACAAUAUAGUGGAAUGCUUCAAGGGAUUUUUGAGCCGGUCGCAGAAAGGAAGAAGUCGACAUUGAACCGGCUGCUGAGAGAUUUCCCUGAGCGAAAGUUUCUGCUUGUGGGCGACAGUGGCGAGGCCGACUUGGAAGUGUAUACCGAGUUGGCAAUGGCGAACCCGGGUCGGAUCCUGGCAGUCUUCAUCCGAGACGUGACGACACCAGAGGAAACGGGCUACUUCGACCCUGGCUUCAAUCUCUCCCGAAAAAAGAGUAGGACAUUUGAUCAAAGUGUCAGCAACAAUGCCAGCCAGUCUAGUCUGAUACCUAGCGGAUCCCGCGAGAGAAAGCUCUCGGCUGGGCCCAGCAUGGGAACAUUGAUUGACUUCUCUGGCGAACCCGAGGAGACAAAGGUGGAUAGAUCCGCGGCCCUUGCCCAGAUUCGCAACUCGAAUGCAAAUAGAAGUACGAGCACGCCUGACAUUACUGUGCGGAAGCCGGCGCCACCUCGACCCGCAAAGCCGGCGGCGUUGAGGAGCGCAAAGUCCAUCACAGAGCUCAACAAGGGGGUGACCAGAAUCGGACUAUCGCGGGAGGGCUCCUUUACGAGCGAUGAGCCGCCGCCUCCUCCGCCGAGGAAACCUGUUCCUCAGAUCAAGGAACCUCCCCCGCAUCCUUUGUCACAAAUCCAGAACUCUUCCCAACGGUCACUGGGGAACAACGUGAAAAUCCCCAGGAGUGCUGCUGCAGCACAGAUGUGGGAUAGGACUGCACCUGGGGAUAGCAACACUGCAGGGGAUCGCCCGCCGCCUCCUCCGCCUCGGCGACGAGGUACCCCAACUCAUGUUGAAAGCCCGAAGCCACCGCUACCCCCACGACGGUCGCAGACGUCAAACUUGGAUGUUGACUAUGAACCUCUCCCUCCGCCUACAUCGCCACCACCUCCAUUUGCGGCGACUCGAUCGGGAAGUCGAUCUGACGGCAACACACCUGCGGGGUCUCCGAACUUUGGCCCGCAGGCAGUGAACAAGAAGCUGGAAUUGUGGAGGCGGCGACUUGCAAGGGCUCAGGAGCAGCUCGACGGACUAAACGUGUCUUUGUACACCUGGCGGAGAGGCAGCGAUGUUGUUUCGGAAGCGGAGGGCAUCGUGAAGCGUGCCCUUGCAGACAUGAACAGGGCACGCAGGGCUCGGUAG